Molecule: messenger RNA, 3355 nt
Organism: Elaeis guineensis (African oil palm)
Lineage: Eukaryota; Viridiplantae; Streptophyta; Magnoliopsida; Arecales; Arecaceae
Source: RefSeq, a predicted model, not a curated record
CGUAUUACGUGCGUCCUCGAAUGACUCCAAAACUAGAUCCCGAAGGAAGGAACUUGAGACGACGCCCAGGAGGAGGGAGGGGGACGGAUUCUGCGCCAAACCCCUCCUCCUACCCUGCGCGACGAAGAUAGAAAGAGUCUGCCUUCGAGGAGGAGGAGGAGGGGGGGGGUUUCUUGAUCUCAAUGGGAGGGAUCUCUCCUGAUGCCUGGCUCCUUCUAUGUUUUGUGAAAGGGCCAGCACUGGUGGGGAUUUCUUCAUCCUUUCCGAGUGGAGCUCUAUUUUUUGUUUGAUUGUGGAUUAAUCUGGCGGAGACCGUCGUAGGAGUUCUCUCGUUUGAGGGGUUUGAUCGGAAUGGGCGCCCAAUCCGAGCUUGGAUUGUCUCGUUGAUGUGGACGGAGCUGCGCUUCCGAAAGCCGUCCUUGGAUGUGCUUAAAGGUGUUCUCGGAUCCGUGUUCCGCUCCCCCCGGCUUGUCUGAAUCAGGGUUUCUGGGUUGCGAGGCUCUACGGCCGGAAUUUUAUUGGCUCCGCCUUUGAUUUCGGGUGUACAAUGGAGGAGGAGAGCAGCUCUUGGGUGAGGAGGGCCAAGUUCUCCCACACCGUCUGCCACCGGUUGGAUUCUUCUCGGUUGCCGGCGAUCCCGCUCUCCAGCCAGGCUGAUUGUGAUGCGGAGUUGAAGAUGAAUAGCUCGACUUCGGAUUUUCGUAAAUUGGCAUCGAUUUCUUCAAUGACCGAUCGACUGAAUCAGAAGGACUCGAUCCAGCAUUCUUCUAGCAUGCCAUCGUUUCCUUUGUCGUCGCAGCCCGACAGCAAUCGUGGAUUCAAGCCAGCGAGGUCACGUUUAGAGAAUUCUAGCUUUUCUUUUCAUCCUGAUCAAGAUUCUAAAUGGAGACCAAAGAGUUCGAGUUCAAAGUCUUCCCGUUCCUCCUCUGGUCAAGAUCCUAGAUUGAAGCUGAAAACUUCCAACUCUUGCGAGGUCUUGGACUCUUCUUCGGUAAGGCUCCAAUUAGGUUCUGUUUCUCAUAAAUCAGGCCCAUUAUCAGAUACUGAAAGGAAACCCAAACCCAAGCAGAGGUCUCUGUCUCCACUUCCAGCUACCAUCCUCUCUGAUGCCUUCAAAGAAGGUAGGGCUAGUGGGAGGAGAUUCUCAACCCCACCACCUAGCAGGAAGGGAUCAGAUAAUAGUAUCUUUAGCAAAUUGUUCUCGAGAGAAGCCCGUGAUCAUAAUGCUCUCAAAUCAAAAUCACCUCCCUUGAGUCCUACUCUCGAGCACUUGUCUUCUAUGAAAGCUUUGGACGAGCUCAAGAGUAAGAAGGAGAGUCCCUGGGCAAGAUAUUUUGACCAUGGUGGAGGGAGGGUUAAUGCUGUGGAGACCACCAAUGAGUGGACGGUUGAUCUUUCCCAGCUGUACCUUGGGCUUAGAUUUGCUUCUGGAGCUCAUAGUCGAUUGUAUCAUGGUAUUUAUCAGGAUCAACCUGUUGCAGUGAAGAUUAUUAGGCAACCUGAUGAUGAUGAAAAUGGUGUGAUGGCUGCCAGACUGGAGAAACAGUUCACAAGAGAAGUCACCCUUCUGUCUCAUCUCCACCACCGAAAUGUAAUUAAGCUUGCAGCAGCAUGCAGAAAACCCCCAGUUUUUUGCAUAAUUACUGAAUAUCUUUCUCAAGGAUCCCUAAGGGCAUUCUUACGCAAGCCUGAACACAAAUCCCUUCCUCUACAGAAACUUAUUGCAAUUGCUCUUGAUAUUGCUCGAGGAAUGGAAUACGUUCACUCACAAGGAGUUAUUCACCGAGACUUGAAACCUGAGAACAUUCUUUUUGAUGAAGACUUCUGUGUAAAAAUUGCUGACUUUGGAAUAGCCUGUGAGGAGGCAUAUUGUGAUGUAUUGGCUGAGGACCCUGGAACAUUUCGUUGGAUGGCACCUGAGAUGAUCAAACACAAACAUUAUGGAAGGAAAGUAGAUGUUUACAGCUUUGGACUGGUAUUAUGGGAUAUGAUAACAGGUAGAGUCCCGUAUGAGGAUAUGACACCCAUCCAAGCUGCUUUUGCAGUGGUUGAUAAGAACUUGAGACCUGUGAUUCCCCCUGACUGCCCAGCAGCCUUACAAGCCUUGAUCGAGCAAUGCUGGGCACUGCAUCCAGAGAAGAGACCUGAGUUUUGGCAGAUUGUGAAGGUCUUGGAACAGUUUGAAUCGGCUCUCGCUAGAGAUGGCACACUGGAUCCGAUUGCAAACUUGACCAGCCAGGAUCAUAAGAAGCGGCUUCUUCAUUGGAUUCUCAAGCUAAAACCUUCGCAUGUCGAUGGCUCAGGGCAACUGGUGCCCAAAUUGUUGUAACUACUCCUAAGUUUUGGUAUUCUCUAUGUUAAGUUUAUUUUUAGAGCCUCACCUGAAAAAGGAGGAGCGACAGACGGAUAUUUUUGCCGCCUCCCUCAUUUUUGUGAUCAUGUGUGCCUCGCUGCACGUACACUUGCUGCCAUGAGUAAACACACGUUUACUGGUGGCAAAGUGACAAUACGUUAGUAGCUUGCUUUUUCGUUUCUUUUCUUUUCUUUUCUUUUCUUUUUUUUUUACUUUUUUGCCUUUUUCGCCCCCCUGGUCUCACUCGUUUCUUUUAAAAACCAUCUGGAGUGGCCAUUAUUACUCUGGGGUACGCCGGCUGUUAUUUUUUCACUUACUCAAAUUGGCUUACUUUCUUUAGGUACUUUUCCAACUAAUUAUUUUAUGUAUAUACAAAAGUAUAAAAUCUUGAUGAUGAUUGUAGCACAUAUGUGAGUGCAUGUGCGUCUGUAAGGAGAGAGAGACUCACCGGCUCACCGCACGAGUAUAUCUCUAUUUGGAUCCUAUCAGAUCUAAAUUGGAUAAUGAGGGCUGCACAUCGAUGAUCGGAGCAGUUGAAUGUAUUCUAUUAGUUCCAAAUUAUUUACAUACCAACAAUCAUGAUAAUUUUGGAUACUUCUAAUAUGUGAUAAUGAACCUUAAUUGCAUAGACCCAUGGGGAGUAUAAGAGAGGUUAGGCGUCUUGGGGACUAACAUGGAGAGCAGUCAACAUUGCUUCCAUCGUUUUCUCUCUCUUUUAACGUAAAGAUCGAUGCAUGAAUGCAAGUUUUCCAAAGAUCAUUUUCUGUCUUUUUAAUGUAAAGAUGCAUGAAUACGAGAUCUCAAAGGAUCUACUAGCAUCUCAGUGCCACCGAUGGAGAUCAAGCCUGUUGUAUCUUGCAAACAAGCUAAGCCUGAAAUCUAUACUUGUAGGGGUGGCCAGAACUUCUCCAAGGACGGUGCCAGGUUUGUUGCUGUUCCUAUUUUAUUUUUCUUCUUUUUUUCUAUUAUGUAGGCAUGUUAAUACACACUAUAAUUCAUUCU